AUGGAUUUUUUGGAUGACGACGCCAAUGCAUCUGCCGGCGACAAGGUCUCGGACUUACACGCACUUUCUGACCUCACGGAAUUGGCCCGAUUGCAGGAGGUCGACUCCGACGACUCGGACGACGACUACGUUGGCAAGUUCAAGAACUCCGUAUCGCCUCCACGUCUCAACAACGGCGAUGUCGACCUCAAUUCUGCGUUAAAACGUGAGCAUGAAGGAGACGAGAACACCGAGUCCAAGAAACAAAAGAGACUAUCUCCUGAUGCUGCUACUCCAGAUGUGAGCGUCAAAGAGGAAAAAGAAGAGGACCAUCAGGAAGAGACGGAGCAGAUUGAGGAAGAAAUCAAUAAGGAUGACGAUGAGAAGUCAGAUGUACACGAUGAAGAUAACGAUAAAGAUGCUGAUCAAUUGGAUAAUAAUGGUGUUGAAUCUCACGAGGGCAACUCCGAAGAUAAAGAAGAAAUUGAUGCAGAGCCAGCUGAAAGCGCUGACAUCAAAGUCUUGGAAAAGGCCCAGGUGGUCGCUAAGACCGGCCUGGCAGUGGAAGCUGCACAAGUUGCUGAAGAAAUCGAGAAGGAUGAGGCCCCCAGCAAAAAUAACGAAGCCGAUUCCGAUCACUCUGGUAUGGAAUUUUUGGGAACGGAUGGGGACGACAAUGCAGAAGAUGACGAGGCAGACGUUGAGGACGUGGUAAAACAGGAAGAGCUCGACGAACAGAACGAACAGGAAGAAGCUGAAGCUGCAGAUGCAGCAGCAGAAGAUCUAGCCACUAGGGGCGAAGAGGAGGAGGAUCUUGAUGUGGAUUUGGACGAGCACCGCAAGUUGGCUGUUGAGGAGCUUAUUUCCAUUGAGAAGGACUUUGCAUUCCUCCGGGACAAGUUAUUCCAUGACAAGCUCGGCCUUCUAGAACAUGAGUUGCAACUCUGUUUAGAUGGGUCUCAUCCAGAACUACUCCAGAUAUACUACAAGGUGAAUGAGUUCUACCAGGAUAAUAUCAAGUUGGCCAACUCAACACUCAAUUAUAGCUUGAAGUGCAUCAAUAACGAGACAGUGGCAACGCGAACCGCUAUCCAUCAGGACUUCUUGCGAAACGUGAUGGAUAUGAAAAAUGACAUGGUGGCCAAGACGACGUCUCUGUGGUAUAAGGUUAACAGAGAACGAAAUUAUGUGGAUCUGGUGGUUCCAGAAUGCAACUUCACAGCUAUUCCAACCAUUACAGAAGACAAGGCAACAUUUGGAGUCGCAGGCGGAGAUGUAUACCAGGAAGGUGCUAGCAUAAACAAGAAGGUUCUCAAGCAAAAUAUGCUAAUAGAGUUAGUGCAGCAGCGCAACAGUUUUAACGAGCAGCUUGGUAUCCUCAAUGGACUCGCAGAGUUCCAUGGUAUCCCCAGUGCAGUGAGCACGGAGUUGAUGGAGUCUGGCGACUACCCUGCUAGAGAGCUUUUGCUUCGCAAGGCUACGUCGGAGGAGAUCAACGACGAUCUCCAGGCGAUGGGCAUAUUCUAG
Sungouiella intermedia is the source of this 1506-nucleotide messenger RNA. The record is from the annotation of a GenBank genome assembly. Lineage: Eukaryota; Fungi; Ascomycota; Pichiomycetes; Serinales; Metschnikowiaceae.